This is a messenger RNA of Alternaria rosae, 1045 nucleotides long. RefSeq lists its product as uncharacterized. The coding region runs from base 50 to 949 and encodes 299 amino acids. The record is from RefSeq and is a predicted model, not a curated record. The transcript has a single exon. NCBI's taxonomy places the organism in Eukaryota, Fungi, Ascomycota, Dothideomycetes, Pleosporales, Pleosporaceae.
AUAGAGUGCAGCAGCAGCACAACUUUUUCUUUGUUGCAUUGUUUCUUACAUGGCCGGUCAAGCAACCUACCAACAACCCGAAGUUUUACUCACUUUCGCAACAGCCCAAGACACAAUGAAUAUAACCCAUAUCACAACGACUUCCACGCGGAGACUCUCGUUAGAGAGAGUCGCAAAGGCUGUCAAAGCCGUCAACCCUUUCAGGCUGUCCAAACGAAGCCUAUAUAAGCAGCCCGACAAUGCCUCACGCUCAUUACUCUCUUAUGAUGUCCACAUCCAAUACGACUGUGCCGCAGAUGGUGUCUGGGCCCCUAGCUGUGGCCACGACAUGAAGCUAUACCAUUUCGUAGGGCCACAUCCCUUCAAGUAUGUCAAAUGUCAUUGCGAACGCAUACUGUGUCCCGAUGAUCGUACUUCGGAGAUUCUGACACCGAUACCUUCACUGGCGUUGGAGGUCGCUGAAGAACGUUUCCAAGACCAGAGAAAGUUGAGAGAGAGCAGAUACUGCCAACUGUGUCGAGCAUGUGGCCUCACACAUCGCGGUAAAAUCGUCAAAGGUCGCAUUAAGUUUCCAACAAUGCCAUGUGUCUGUGGGCAGAUCUCAGGCAAAGAGUCAAUGUACUUCUACAUUGGCGAUAACACCGCAUAUCGGAACGAUGCCGAAGCCGUCACGGUAGAUAUCCGCCUCACGCAAAGACUGGAAGCAUCCCAACGGUGUAAGAGCAACAGGAUUCCUCUCGCCGAUUGGGUCCCUUCCUCCCCUGAUGAGACAAAGAAGUUUCGUCUAGCACUCGAUAAAGGAAGACCAACUCACGUCCGAGACGUUUCAAAGCAGGAGACUAAGCGUGAUAAGCGCCCCAAGCGACGAGCAGGUGGAUCUACAGUUUAUGCAUUGAAGCCAGAUUCAGGAUGGGAUGAUCGCGCCGAUGUCUCGUGGUUUCCAGAUUGAGCGGACGGAGCGCGUGAUGCUAGAUUCGUGCACCCGUUUUCUCGUCCACAGUCAUCCUGCUAUCUAGCAGCGUCUACUAAUAUACGUUCCACUCAC